Messenger RNA from Exophiala aquamarina CBS 119918, 3885 nucleotides. RefSeq lists its product as uncharacterized. The record is from RefSeq and is a predicted model, not a curated record. NCBI's taxonomy places the organism in Eukaryota, Fungi, Ascomycota, Eurotiomycetes, Chaetothyriales, Herpotrichiellaceae. Bases 1 to 3885 code for a protein of 1294 amino acids. The transcript has 2 exons.
AUGGCGCAGCGCUCGGUCCGCACUGACGGACAAGAGCCAGGAUUAAGGGGACUUCGGAGCAUGGGCUCUUCAAGCGAUGUCCUGUCCCUGUCUGCCAGAUCUACGAGAAUGAGCUUGCCUCAUGCCAGCCCUCCUCCACUUUACGUAGCAGAGUCCGCAGCGGAAACUCUGCUUUAUGCAGAGUUGGAGAUUCCUGUCAAAAUCUCUCCAGGUCCGUUGGCUUCGGUGAACGGUUUCCUGGAUCAGAUUCUCUACGAUAUCCUCUCAAAAUCACACUCUACCUCGCUUGUUGCCUUAAGAGCAGCGAUUCCAGUUGUACUGAAGCAAAGAUUGGGACAGUCCGCUGUGAGAGCCGCUGACGAAGAGCUACAAGACUACUUGGACGAACAGGAACUUGCUGACCUUCAAGCAUCUGCGGGAGUAUUGGAUCCGAAGACAGAAUUCGAUGUCGACUUGGCUUGGAUGUUGACGAGGCUCCGUUGCAUGGUUUACGCAAAGCUGGGGGACUUGGAAGAAGAGGACGAAGAGGAUUUGCUUGACGAUGAAGAUCUGCGAUAUCAUGUCACCCGAGUAAAAGAGUCUCUGAGAGCCUCCGCGACUAUUACACCUGCUUCAGCAAUCUUCCUCACAACCAUCCUCGAAUUUCUAGCAGAACAAGCUCUAUGUAUUGCCGCACAACACUCGAGGAAACGACACAACAAUUUGAAGGGCCAAGCAGCUCUUCAAUCAGGCGACCCUGGUAUCCUUUUGGAGGACAUUGAUAUGUCGGGGAUUGGCAAAGAAGGGCCUCUCAUUCGCCUCUGGCGCUCCUGGAAGGGUAGCGUACGCACCACAGGGAGCAUGUCAUCUAGACCAACAACCCCCAACAUCAUGACGCCUAUUAGUCCAGAGUCGCCGACUUUCGAAUGGAAGAGCCCGUCCGGUCUACCCUUCUCAACAAUUCAGGAGGAACAUAGCCCGUCAAUCCAGCCUGCAACCUCCCCUUUGCCCGCUGAUAUACCUCUACCAAUGUCUAACAAUGAUGUGAAUGAGAUUGAGGUUCCUGGCGCGGCACGCGAUCCUGACGACCCGGAUGCUGGACAUUUGAUGCCCCGACAUACGCUGGAAAAGCGUCGACCGUCAAGUAUGUUGGUGAUGCCAGGACAUUUUCCAGGUCCACCAACGCCUACAAUUGCAGAUCAACAGGGGGAAAGGCCAUCCUGGGGCCGAACCAGAUCACAUUCUCUCCCCACACCAGCGCAAUCUCCCUCUGUGCUCAAAUUCGAUAAUACUGACAAAAGCGAUUCGACUAAGAUUGCUGCAAAUGCAUAUUCCACUAAGGGGGCUGUUCCUAAUGCUUCCGGUCAAAUCGCUGACAGCCGUGAUGAGGCUACCGCUGCACCAGAAACCGAACCAGCACCCUCCCGAACAAAUGCGAUUAGUGCAACCGUUGCAACAAUUGCAGGAGCAUUGAAUGUUGAAGCUUCUAGAGCACUUCGUAGAGAUCGAGCCAGCCAAAACGAGCUCGUAUCCCACUCUCCAGAAGCUAGGACCAGUGCUCAGGCUUCAAUAAGCACCGCCGAGGAUUUUGAACAACUUCACAUGCCUGCCAGAGCUCGGACCACGGAUACUGCGAUCUCACCGACUGACCUAGAGACCACCAUCGACUCGAUGCCUGGAAACUUCGACGUGGACGCUUCAGACGAAACAGAAGAUCAACCAAAUGAUAGAGCCAACUUGCGAGAUUCUGGUUUCGGUGUCGAUGUGCCAGAUAACGUAGAACCCGUGCACAACCACGAUGAAUCCCAGCCUGCUCCUGUCCCCACGCAAAACGGAAACCUGCCGACACCCAACCAAGUCCUGCCUGGAAGUCCUAGCACGACAGAUUUGGCAAGUAGGCGAAUGGGUAGAGUCCCUUAUCAGGCGGCUUCUCGCAACCUUGAAGCAAUCGAUGACAACCAUGGGGUAGCGAUCAUCCAGGGCACGGGCCGCUUUGGUGGACACCCCUUCCCGUCAACUACGACAGAUCAAAACACUUCCCGAUCUGCAACAACUUCUGCAUGGCCUGCUGUCGUUCCUAACAGACGGUCAUCCUCCGAGAAUCAAGCAGUCAGGCAAUCUCCAACAGAGAUGCGAUUUCCUCAACAUAUCCCUACGUAUCAGCGAGCUGACGGCAUCGAGAAAGACUCAGUCCCCCAUUAUGCUACAUCAGCCUUUGCAACCGCGGCAGGCAGUCAUUCAAGAAAUUCUAGCACAAAGGAGAGUAGACCUGGAACAUCUGGAUCUGCCAAUGCGAGACGCCAGCAUAUCCGACUACGAUCUAAUACCGAUGAUGGCAGCAAGAGGAUAACGCCUCCAGAUGAGGCGGAUCGCACAAAGAAAAGCCUCGAUGUGCUGAUUGACAGUGACGAAACACUGCAUUAUACGCUGACUCCGGAAUCGGCCAGAGCAGCUAACGAGCAGGCUUCUCGACACAAGGCCAGGAGCCAAACACGAGAACUAGCGGACUUCUUCCGAAAUACUGCCCCCCCCGACGAGGAGCCCAGUCGCCCAAGAUCAUCUCGUUCUACCAAAGACAACAUGAAUGGCCUGCGAGCCAACCCACCGGGAUCUCCGCAACCUCCUGUCCCCGUCAUCCCUUCGCAAUCCGGUGUGCAGCAAUCGACAAAUUCGCCAUCAAAGGCAAGAAAUCCGCUUGGAGAGCCGCGUGAUGCGAGGAUGACGCGAGGAACGACACGAGAUCUUGCUGAUUAUGCACGGUCCACUGGGCCAGAGCAUGACAUGCAGCUUCCGAAGGCUCUGAACGCUCGGCCCACUACGGCUCAGGGAGGAUAUGAUGUUGGGCACGCUGAGAACGGUGAAGGAAUAUCGGUAGAAAGCACCACUCCUCGCCCUUCGACAACAUCCAGCAAAGUGACAAAUAGGCUCAAACACCAGGCAAGAGAUGCACGAGCACCUCGAACAGCCGAGAGCUCCGACCUAAUCGAUUUCAUCCGAGAAGGCCCUCCACGCGCUGCGGGUGAGCACCGUAUUGACCGAAAUGUGGCACCUUUCCGAACAACAAUGGACUCGGAUGACUUGAACGCUCUUGCUCCUCCACCCGAUAUUGAUGUCAACGGUCGUAACUCAGAUGGCAGUGCCCAGGAGAGUGCGAUGACCAUCAAAUCGAUGCCAUCUUCAAUGAAUUCCCGAACUGGACUACUAGAUGCUGCAAACCGUGGCCCCAGCAAGUAUGUGAACGGAUUCGGUACAGGUGGUGCAGCUGUGUCCCGGCAACCUGUGAUUCCAGAAUCCGAUGGGAUGCCCCGUCGUACCCGGAGAAGAGUCCGUGAUCCUUAUGCUAUCGAUUUCAGCGACGACGAAGACCCAGAGGAGGAGGCCCCACGGCCACAGCGCAGAGGAGAUGAAGAAUCACUUGUUGACUUCUUGAGGAACACCGCUCCGCCCCCUGGUAUGACUACGAAGCCAAUCCUCGCUGCGAAUCCGAACCCUACUCAACCCGAUCCUUCGUCAAUGGUGAAGCGUACCGCGAGUAGCUCCAAACUCAGAGAUUACCUGCAGGGCGCGAGCAGUGGUAAAAACGGUACUAGUCCUGGGAAAGGACUUAAUAAUGCCCGAGCAGACUCUCCACACCUAACACAGGUGGGCUCCAAAAUGGACAAAUACAGACCAACCCAACCCACACACGCAGCGCACGUCGAUCGAAACCGACAAAAAAUUCGGGCUGAGCCCAGGGACCCUAUGGCGUCAAGAGGGGGUGACACUGCUGACCUUGCUGCAUACCUGAUGAAUUCAGGUCCUCCACCAGGAAGCGAGGCUCCACCACAGCCCUUCGUAACGUCCGCCGGAAAGGACCAGGCCGGGUUUAUGAAAUUUUUCUCUAGGCGCGGAAGUGUAAGGAAAUAA